Molecule: messenger RNA, 642 nt
Organism: Beta vulgaris subsp. vulgaris (sugar beet)
Lineage: Eukaryota; Viridiplantae; Streptophyta; Magnoliopsida; Caryophyllales; Amaranthaceae
Exons: 1
Coding region: 1-642 (213 amino acids)
Source: RefSeq, a predicted model, not a curated record
AUGAAUGCAACAAACCAUCACAUAUCUGACAAAGUCAGAAUGUUAAAAAGAAGUUUAAAGGUGUGGAAUUACAAUGAGUUUGGCAAUAUAGACGGCAACAUCAAGAAACUGGAAAACUCGAUACAACACUUUGAUGACUUGAGCAAUGAGAGAGAUCUUGAUUCUCAAGAACUAGAACUUCGAAAACAGGCUCAAACUGAUUUGUGGCAGUGGAUAAAAAGAAAAGAGUUGUACAGGGCUCAAAACUCCCAAACCCGAUGGCUCAAAGAAGGCAACCGCAACACAAAAUUCUUUCACGAUGUGGCCUCCAAUAAGAGGCGAAAAAACACAAUUGGCAGCAUUGACACUGAUGGUGAAACGAUGAAUGAUCCCUCUCGAAUAAAAUCUGAAGCAGUUAAUUUCUUCAAGAAUAUUUUCAGAGACAAUUUUGCAAGCAGACCAGUAUUCGAAGAUCUUCAGUUCAAUCAACUGUCACACGAGCAAGCAACAUCCCUUACUCAACCAUUCUCUAAUGAAGAGAUUGAUGCUGCAGUGGCAUCUUGUGACUCAAACAAGGCUCCGAGGCCUGACGGUUUCAAGUUCGUCAAAAGUGCAUGCGACAUCAUCAAGGAAGAUAUGUACAAGAUUGUUCACGAAUUCUAG